Molecule: messenger RNA, 792 nt
Organism: Linum tenue
Lineage: Eukaryota; Viridiplantae; Streptophyta; Magnoliopsida; Malpighiales; Linaceae
Source: the annotation of a GenBank genome assembly
AUGGCGUCGUUCGACUUCAGCAAGAAGAAUGCUAAUAAUCUCGCCACAACCUUCUCCCUCGUGCUACUCACCAUCUCCUCAGCCAUACCAGCCUCCGGAACUUGGCUCCGGGCACAUGCAACUUUCUACGGAGAAAGCGACGCUUCCGGCACAUCGUCAGGCGGAGCUUGUGGGUACGGGAACCUGUACACGGACGGAUACGGAACGAAGACGGCCGCGCUGAGCACGACGCUGUUCAACGACGGGAAGGCGUGCGGCGGCUGCUACCAGAUCGUCUGCGACGGCACCAAGGUCCCCCAAUGGUGCCGGCGGGGAACCUACAUUACGAUCACGGCGACCAACCUCUGCCCGCCAAACUACAACCUCCCAAGCGACAACGGCGGGUGGUGCAACCCUCCCCGGCCCCACUUCGACAUGUCCCAGCCGGCCUUCCUCGCCAUCGCCCAGUACAGGGCCGGGAUCGUCCCCAUCCUCUACCGAAGGGUGGGAUGCAGGAGGAGCGGAGGGAUGAGGUUCACGAUCAACGGGAGGGACUACUUCGAGCUGGUGCUGAUAUCGAACGUGGGAGGAGUCGGGGAGAUCUCGGCGGCGUGGGUCCGAGGCUCGAGGACGAACCGGUGGGAGGCGAUGUCCAGGAACUGGGGAUCCAACUGGCAGAGCCUGAGCUUCCUCAACGGUCAAGCUCUGUCCUUCAGGGUCCAGGCCAGCAACGGCAGGAUCCGCACCGCUCUCAAUGUUGUCCCUUCCAACUGGCGCUUCGGACAGUCCUUCAAAUCCAACGUCCAGUUCUGA